CAACGCACGGGUGAAAUACUAGUUUAUGUUAAAUAUCGAUUAGGGUUUAUUAAGAAAUCAAAUAUGGUUUAACAAACAGCCCCUAUAAUAAAAGUCAAAAAAUCAUGAAAUCAUAGUGCAUUUGCAUUACCGCUUCGAGGCGCUCAGUCCACACACACACACUACACGCACUAACAUUUUAUUUAUACAUACACAAUUAUAUAUAUUAUAUACACACACGCAAAUCUUCGUUCCCCUUCUCUCUCAAUCUUCCCUCUAUUUAAUCACUCUCUCUCUCUCUCUCUCUCUCUCUUCUUUCGCAGAAUUUCUCAUUCACCCAAGUUUCGCACAGUUGAAUUGAAACCAAGCCAAUCCACGAAAAUCACUACUUUAAUUUUUACAGAACGUCGGUAUAUACAUACAUACAUAUAUACAUAUGUAUACCGCCAUUCAAUUGUAAUUAGAAGGAAAAAAACACGCGCACGGAAAAAUGGAGAAAAGCAGCGGAGGGUUUGUGAGAGCAGAUCAGAUCGAUUUGAAAAGCUUGGACGAGCAGCUCGAGAGGCACUUGAGCAGGGUACGGACUAUGGAGAAGAAUCCAGAAGAUUUCUCCAACACCGCCGCCGCCGCUGCGGCCACCUCAACCGUCGGAAGGCGGAGGCACGAGUGGGAGAUUGAUCCCUCUAAGUUGAUCAUUAAGAGCGUGAUUGCGCGUGGCACCUUCGGGACAGUCCACCGCGGCGUCUACGACGGCCAGGAUGUCGCCGUUAAACUGCUGGAUUGGGGGGAAGAAGGACACAGAUCAGAAGCUGAAAUAGCGUAUCUAAGAUCAUCCUUUACUCAAGAGGUUAUCGUGUGGCAUAAACUCGAUCAUCCUAACGUAACAAAGUUUAUCGGAGCAACAAUGGGGUCCGCUGAACUUAACAUUCAAACCGAAAAUGGCCACAUAGGCAUGCCUAGUAAUAUAUGUUGUGUUGUAGUGGAAUAUCUUCCGGGAGGUGCCUUGAAAUCUUACCUCAUCAAGAAUCGGAGAAAGAAGCUAGCUUUUAAGGUUGUUCUGCAGAUAGCACUUGAUCUUGCUAGAGGACUAAGCUAUCUUCAUUCGCAGAAAAUCGUUCACAGAGAUGUUAAAACGGAAAAUAUGCUUUUAGACAAGACACGAACGGUUAAGAUAGCCGAUUUCGGUGUUGCUCGUGUUGAGGCCUCGAAUCCUAAUGACAUGACUGGGGAGACUGGCACCCUCGGUUAUAUGGCUCCCGAGGUUCUCAACGGCCACCCUUAUAACAGGAAAUGCGAUGUGUACAGUUUCGGAAUCUGUUUAUGGGAGAUAUAUUGUUGCGACAUGCCAUAUCCCGAUCUCAGCUUCUCCGAGGUGACAUCAGCAGUCGUUCGCCAGAAUUUGAGGCCCGAAAUACCUAGAUGCUGCCCGAGCUCACUUGCUAACGUGAUGAAGAGAUGUUGGGACGCAAAUCCUGACAGGAGACCAGAAAUGGACGAGGUGGUUACGUUGUUAGAAGCCAUCGACACUACGAAAGGUGGAGGGAUGAUAGCCAUUGAUCAGCAACAAGGUUGUCUUUCACCGUAA
Erythranthe guttata (spotted monkey flower) is the source of this 1564-nucleotide messenger RNA. RefSeq names its product serine/threonine-protein kinase 52. The record is from RefSeq and is a predicted model, not a curated record. Gene Ontology annotation, biological process: protein phosphorylation. NCBI's taxonomy places the organism in Eukaryota, Viridiplantae, Streptophyta, Magnoliopsida, Lamiales, Phrymaceae. Gene Ontology annotation, molecular function: protein serine/threonine kinase activity; ATP binding. Gene Ontology annotation, cellular component: plasma membrane.